AUGAGUAGAGCCUUCUCCAAUCUUUCAGGGGUAGGAUUGGUCAUUGAAGUUGAGAUCCUGGCUUUGGGAAAAACUAGAAAGCCUAUGCAUUGCAAACAGAUUGGGCUUCAACAACCUUAUGGUAGAGGGAGACCUGGUGUUGGUGAUAGCAUGGAUAUCUUACAGGUACCGGAAAGGGCGAAAGACAUGAAGAGUUCUUGGAGGAAACAAGAGCUCACACUUCUGAUUCUGUAUGCUGUCCUCUUCUACGCUGUCAUCAUUCGUCGCUCCCUUCAAAUUUCUCAUGAUUAUUAUCACAAAGUCUUGGGCUUGCGUCCUGGUUGGGUUGCUGAUUGGCUCAGUGAAAAGUCACCAGGGAAUGAUCCCUUUUCUGGAAAUAUGAUUGCAAAAUGA
Molecule: messenger RNA, 393 nt
Organism: Vitis riparia (riverbank grape)
Lineage: Eukaryota; Viridiplantae; Streptophyta; Magnoliopsida; Vitales; Vitaceae
Exons: 4
Coding region: 1-393 (130 amino acids)
Source: RefSeq, a predicted model, not a curated record